AUGUCUAAUCUCACUGAACAUUUUCUCAAACCGGAAGCGUCCACAGACGCCUUUAAGGCACAUCUCACCACCUUGCUAUCGUUUUACGAGCGUGGACCUCAUUCUGAUGAACCAGCAUUUACAUAUGAUGGCCCAGUUGACUCCCAAACUGAAGCUAUCCUGCGCUCGCUCGAGGCAAUUGCGAAGAGGAUGUGGAUCUCUGAGGGUAUGGUGAACAGUGGGAUGCGCAGUCCUUUGGAUGAUAACAAGGUUGCUGAAUUGGGGUAUCAUCUUGUACACCACUCUGAGGCUACCUCGUCCAUCGAAGGUGCUGGAGAUAGCGUUGAGAGAAGUACCACCGGCAAUGAAGCUAUUGGGGCUUCUCCCAAGCACUGCCCUAAUUGUGGGAACUCUUUCGAACGAUCGCCACUGCUGCAUACCAAUCUUCAAGAUGGCACAGAAGACACACCUCAAGCUGUGCCUUCUUCUAUUGUUGCAGAUAGCAGUGAUGAAAUUGUGUUUAGGCCAGGUGAAGAAAUCAGGUUGCUAAAAAGUCAACUUGAGGACGUAGCCAGAGUCUGCGAGUCCGUUUCGCGAGGUAAUUUGGGCCAUAAAAUCACAUCGCCCGUUGAGGGCGGGAUCAUGGCGCAAGUUAAAGAUUCUGUCAACAGUAUGGUCGAUAACCUUUCCAAACUCGCCAAUGACGUCACCCGCCUAUCCCGAGAUUUGGGCACGGAUGGGAAACUAGGCGUCCAAAUUGAAUUCCUCCCGAACAUGGGAGGUCAGCUUGGCGACAUGGUUGAUAAUCUGAACAGAAUGACUCUGGAUGUUACGAAUCAGGUCAGGUCCAUUUCAAAGGUUUCGAAAGCUAUCUAUGUAGGAGAUUUGAGCAAGCAAAUUGAGGUCAAGGCGAAGGGUGAAAUAUUGGAGUUGAAGGAUAUAGUAAACGGCAUCGUGCUUCGACAGCGUGUUUUGACGAAAGAGGUGUGUAGAGUCACGUCGGAAAUCAGCAAAGGCAGGAUUGGUGGGCGAGCAGAAGUUCCACAUGUUGAGGGUGUGUGGUUCUCAUUCGUCACAGGCAUCAACUCAAUGACGAGCACAUUGGAGAAUGGUUUGCGCGCGACAAGCUAUGUUGCAAAUGCCAUUGUACAAGGAGAUCUAAGUAAAAGAAUCGAAGUAGAUGUGGAGGGAGAUCUCCUUGCUCUCAAGACGGCAGUCAACUCCAUCGCUGAUCGUCUACAGACCACUUCAAACGAGAUCAUACAACUCAACCGCCAACUCAGGGUGGAAGGCAUGCUGGACGCGCACGCAGCGUCAGCUGAUGCACAAGGCGUAUGGAAAGAACUUUUGCAGAGCGCCAACGGUGUAGCUGCUACUCUCAAAAGUUGUGUGAGAGCAACCUCCGAGGUCUUGAAGGCAGUUGCGGGUGGAGAUCUGGAAACUUCUAUGCAAAUAGGUGAGGCACAAGGGGAGGUACUGGAGUUGACAGAGACGGUCAAUGGUACUGUAGAAUUUCUCAGAGUAUUUACAGAGGAGGUGGUAAGAAUGACAAGGACAGUUGGUGUAGAAGGUCGGCUUGGGCACCAAGUAUUGGUUUCGCAUGUGGGAGGGACGUGGAAGGAAAUAGUUGAUGGCCUCAAUGGUUUAACUUACAAUUUGAUGCUGCUUGUACGAACAGCCAUGGUAGCUCUCGUUUCCGUAGCUCGAGGAGAUCUGUCGCAGAAGAUUGUAGGCAUAACGCUACACGGAGAGAUGUCGGAUCUGGUGCAAAUCAUCAACGAGAUGAUUGACGUAUUGUUCAAGUUUACAAAGGACAGCAAGCGGAUUGCGCGUGAAGGCGACACGGAGGGUAUCUUAACCCAUGCUGAAGUGGGGGGCGUCAUCGGAAUUUGGAAUGAGAUUAUACGAAUUUUGGCUCUCGAGUAUGAUAAGGAGAAUCAACGUCGGGCUACUGGUGGUGAACUCGAAGUUUGGUGA
This is a messenger RNA of Psilocybe cubensis, 1956 nucleotides long. RefSeq lists its product as uncharacterized. Gene Ontology annotation, biological process: cellular hyperosmotic response; signal transduction. The transcript has 10 exons. The record is from RefSeq and is a predicted model, not a curated record. Gene Ontology annotation, cellular component: membrane. Lineage: Eukaryota; Fungi; Basidiomycota; Agaricomycetes; Agaricales; Agrocybaceae. Gene Ontology annotation, molecular function: protein histidine kinase activity. Bases 1 to 1956 code for a protein of 651 amino acids.